AUGCUGCUGCACCUGGUAGCCGAGUUUGACCUGCAGAGGGAUGUGGUCCCCUGGCUGGCGGCGCGGGGUUGGGCCGCGGCUCUAGAUACUUCUGAGAAUUCAUCAGCACUCUACAUUGUAAAUAUUGAAAGAAAUGGAAAAAUUAUUUAUACCUGGAAGGGAAAUCAGAGAAAUACUCACAUUGGACUGUAUGAUCUUCAAACUAAACAAAAUGAGCACCUCUAUAUGUUUGAGAGGGAUCUACGCAUAAUCAGUUGUUCGGUCAACAAUGAAAGGACGUUAUUGGCGGUCAGCUUCCGUCAAUAUACAGAGGAAGAAAGAGUAAGUCGGCUAUUACAGUCAGUAUCCAAGUAUUUAACCUUGCUAAUUGAAAUUCAUCCCAUUAAUAAUGUGAGAGUCCUAAAGGCUGUGGAUAGCUGUGUUCGAGUACAGUUUCUUUAUCCACUUGAAGGCAGAAAUACUACAGAAAGCCGCCUCUUGCUAGUUUCAGAAGAUAAAUAUAUUGAACAAUUUGACAUUCAUGUUGCUGCAGAAGAAGAACACAAAGUGGUGAUUCAAAACUCAGGUCAGCUUCCAAAAGCCAGAGUUGUAGAUGAUCUCAUUUGGGCACAAUGGGAUAUGAUGGAACAAAGGCUCUUCUACAUUGUUCCAAAGGAGUCAAAGAGUACUUUAAAAUGUGUCCAGUUCUAUCCUGAUGAAAAUUUGAACUCAAUACUGGAAUCACACCUGGAUAUUUCUAUGAAUGACACACAAUUAAAGCUUGUGAAUUUUGGAUAUGAUUACUAUCAAGACCAAGAUGUUGCAUCUAAAUCUCUGAAUCUUCAGGUUUUUACAAGUAAAGCAGGAGGCUUGUGUGUGUGUUGUAGUCUAGCCUCUGAUAUGCCUGAUGAAAUCAUGUACUCCAUAUAUUUUUUACAUAAAGGUUACAACAAAACUUUUACAGUUUCUCUAGAAAGAACAGAAUCCCAUCAAUUCAAGGAAGUGGCUUUUCUGAAUCUUGACUAUUAUGUGGCUGCUUAUUUGCCUGGCCAGUUCCUGCACCUCCUGAAUAUUCAGCAUCCUGACCUGCUGUGCUAUAGUUUGUUUCUGACAGGUGAGGAUGCAAGAGUUGACAUGUUGCAAAACUGCUCCAUCCAAUCCCCACUCAUGUCAACAGUCUUGGAUUGCCACGUAGGAAGUAUGUAUGCUGUGAGCAUCAGUGAUAGCGCCUUACUACAGUUCCUACGCAACAGCAAACGAGACAGCGAGAGAUUGGCAGCUCUACAUUGUGCUCUGUUGCACUUACGACACACAGAAGACUUGGAAAUGCAGAUUAUUUGGUGGAUUUCUGAGAACUUGUCAACAUGCUGUUCUUUUGACCCCAUUCAGGAAUUUAUCAUUGCCUCCCUGUACUGCAGAAUGUGUCCAGAAACUCACAACCUGGAUAAACUUUUGCCCUACACGUCACUGCUUGACUGGAUUGGGAUUAUCCCUGGAGUAACAUGUGAAACAGACAUUAUUUCUCUACCUGUGUUAGAGUUCCAAAACUCCAAAGGCUUCUGGGAGAAACUCAACUCAAACUUGGAGAGUGUGAAGUAUGCAGAGCCACACUUGCAUUACCACAAUAAUGUGCUCAGGAGGGAAUGGCAUAACCUUUCAGAAGAGAGAGAAGAGAGAAGAACCACAGCAUAUUUGAGGAAUAUUUUUGAAAAUGCCAAAAAGGUGCUUUCUCAUCUGGACGCUUGGGACUCUGAGGAAAGGCUAGUACCUCUCUUUCAAGAGGAAGACGAUCAGCAGCAGUUGCUAAUGGGACUGAUGGUUGUUCAGCUAAAGGAUCACCUUAUGAGACAUCUGCAGUAUGUAGGAAAAAAGAAGAUUGACCAAAUAGUUUUGGAUUACGUUGCAAACCUGCUGAAUCUGGUACAUCGAAUAAUGAAAGAAGUUUGGAGGCGAUACCAGCUUCAUUCCUGCAUCUUCUGCUUUGAUGAGAGAGGAAGUGCAGGAGAGUUUGCAGUGUUCCACAUCAUGAGUCGGAUUCUGGAAGCUGCAAAUGGCAUGUGCAUGCCUUUACCUCCUGGUUUUCACACUCUGCACUUGGGGCUUGGUGUUCGAUGUCUCCCUCUGCACACCCUCCUGCACUAUAUUGAUAAUGGAGUCUUGCAUUUGACAGAAACAUGUGUCAGGAAAUUGCUGAAAGAUCUGGAUGACACUGAGGAGAAUGAAAAGCUGAAGUUCAGUAUUGUCAUGAGGCUUCCUGAGGCUCUUGGUCAGAAGGUCCACCAGUUUUGGAAUCAUCCAAUAAAUGCUAAUUUAAUUGCACGGAAGUAUGUGAAACUUUUGCUUGAGAAGCUGGGGCACAGGCGGUGUAGCAGGCCUAUCCCUGAGAGAGUCUCAGUACCUGUAGAGUUUUUGCCACUUAACUACCUGACUAAUAUUCUGGCAGAGAUAGAGAAUCAAGGUGUGCAUCCAUAUGAAGAACAAGAUCACAUUAAUGUAAGAUUUGUAGAGGAAACAGCACUCAAACACACUAUGACACUCUUGGGCCUCAAAUAUUCCUGAAAUAACAUGCUGUUGAAGAAACCUAACUGUGGUACUCUUACAUAAAAGUAUUCACGCAGAAGUAUGCAACCAACUUUUUUUUGUGUUUAAGUUUAAAUGUUGUUUGCUGAAAUCACUGACUUCUAGAUAAAUCCUAGAGAAAUUCAUCUGACACAAACCCAGGUUUCCAAUGAAAGAUAUCUGUGGUUUCAUUGUUUCAUGUUGAAGUGCUGAAGUAAGUGGAAGUGCAGCAGGUAUCAAAACAUGCUGUGAAAAUUGGUAUUAAGAUCAAUUAUUUUAACAAGAUAGACAAUCCUGAAAAAGGUAGUCCAGUUGUAUUGUACAGUAACAAGAAAACAGUAACUGUUUACUCAUUUAGAUUAAUAAAAUGAUUUCUUGGUGUGUUUAUGUAGAGCAGGUGAUAACAAAUGAUGAGUCAGUCUCUGUAUAUAAUGCAUCAGUAAUGCUGUAUUAAUUCCUUGUGGUGGUCAUGUGUUAUCUUAUGGUACUUCUGCCUUUAGAGUUGGAUUCUAAUAUAUUCAGUUUUGUAAUUAGCACAAAAUAUAAUCUUCUUAAAGUGCCUGUAACAGGGUUUUGUUUUGUUUUUUUAAGAUAUGUAUAAUAUAUUGUAAGCAAUACAGGAUAAGAAAAAAGUUCUUCAGAAAUUUACCUUAACGGUGGCUUGGACAGUGUUUUACUUAAUUCUUUCCUUACAACUUGUAGUGUUACAGUUCAAACCUCAGCUUCAAACAGAAAUGAUGGAGAUUGUUUUUCCUUAAUUUUCAACUUUUAUUUAUAUAUAACUGAACCAGUGUUGGUUUUUUUAUGUUCUGAACUGUGACAUCAAUUUAAAAUAGUAAUAGUGGUUUGCUAUGCAGAGAAAAAACAUUCAGUGCUGAUAUGUAGGAUUUCUGCAGCCUUUAUUGGAUUUAAAAAUAACUCUGUCAAAGUUUCAGACUAUUAAAACUAGUGAAACUGAUUGACAAUCUGACAGAAUUUGGAGGUUUUCAGUAUCUCUCUGAGCAGUUUCCACUGAUGUUUCCUGUUCCUAACCAGUGAAAUAAAAAGAUCCAGUUCUGAGGGGUGACUUGGCAAGUUCGUGGUCAUUCCCUUGUCAUUGUCGUCAGUGAAGCAAGAGUUGUAGCCUUCUCAGUAACUGCAUAGAGGGAAGGAAUAUUUUUCUCAAUAUAAUUAAAAUUUGUCUGGCAAGCGUAAACUCCAACCCCAGGCUGCAGAAAGCUGUCUUCGUGUAUUUGUAUAAGCAGCGGGGACUUUGUUCAUAUUAUAUUAAUAACAGGAGAAGAUUUUCUAACCUUUUUAAUGAAAUAUUGCAUCUGAUUAUGUUUUAUAAUA
Gavia stellata (red-throated loon) is the source of this 3870-nucleotide messenger RNA. It is a transcript of the gene GSAP, whose product is annotated as gamma-secretase activating protein. NCBI's taxonomy places the organism in Eukaryota, Metazoa, Chordata, Aves, Gaviiformes, Gaviidae. The transcript is spliced from 31 exons. Gene Ontology annotation, cellular component: trans-Golgi network. Gene Ontology annotation, biological process: positive regulation of amyloid-beta formation. The record is from RefSeq and is a predicted model, not a curated record. Bases 1 to 2538 code for a protein of 845 amino acids.